AUGUCUCACCCGCCGCCCGAGCGAUUCCUGCACGGCAAAGUCGCCAUCGUUACCGGCGCCGGGGCCUUUGGGGACGGGAUUGGGAACGGACGCGCCGCCGCUCUUCUGCUCGCUCAGGAUGGGUGCAGCGUGGUGUGUGUGGACUUGCAGCACGGUCUGGCGCAGAGGACCGUCGAGAUGAUCCAAGCAGCGGCCGGGACCGGCGCUGGUGUCGCCGUGGCCGCGGACGUGACCAAGGAGGACGACUGCCGGAAGGUCGUGGCACUCGCUGUGGAGAAGUAUGGGCGGCUGGACAUUCUGGUGAAUAAUGUCGGCAUCACGGGCCCCAAGGGGACCGCGACCGAAGUCGACCUGCAAGCCUUUUACAAGGCCAUGGAAGUCAACGUCGGCAGCAUGAUCAUGAUGGCCAAGUACGCGAUUCCCGAGAUGCGCAAGAACCAGGGCCAGUGCGCGGGCGCGAUCGUCAACCUCGCCAGCGUGGCCGGGCUGCGCGGUGGCCACCCAGCCAUCUUCUAUCCCACCUCCAAGGGAUCCGUCGUCAACAUGACCCGUGCGAUGGCAACACACCACGGCAAGGACCGCGUCAGAGUGAACUGCGUCUGUCCAGGAAUGGUCUAUACUCCCAUGAUGUAUGGCGUUAAGGGCGGCAUGUCCGACGCAGAACGCAAGGCACGCGCCUCGCGCAGCAUCCUCCGUACAGAGGGGAGCGGGUGGGACGUCGGCGCCGCGGUGCGGUUCCUGGCUUCGGAUUGUGCGCGAUGGCUCACCGGUGUCAUUCUUCCCGUUGACGCUGGCGCCACGGCCGCUGUAGGACUGGGCAUUCCAGCUCUUCACGACGCGUUUUUGGGAACUACUGGUGCAAAGCUGUAG
Molecule: messenger RNA, 870 nt
Organism: Fonsecaea multimorphosa CBS 102226
Lineage: Eukaryota; Fungi; Ascomycota; Eurotiomycetes; Chaetothyriales; Herpotrichiellaceae
Exons: 6
Coding region: 1-870 (289 amino acids)
Molecular function (GO): oxidoreductase activity
Source: RefSeq, a predicted model, not a curated record